Molecule: messenger RNA, 1148 nt
Organism: Sarcophilus harrisii (Tasmanian devil)
Lineage: Eukaryota; Metazoa; Chordata; Mammalia; Dasyuromorphia; Dasyuridae
Product: interleukin-1 receptor antagonist protein
Exons: 5
Coding region: 150-587 (145 amino acids)
Biological process (GO): negative regulation of interleukin-1-mediated signaling pathway; inflammatory response to antigenic stimulus
Molecular function (GO): cytokine activity; interleukin-1 receptor binding; interleukin-1 receptor antagonist activity
Source: RefSeq, a predicted model, not a curated record
GGGCCCAAUUACUGGCACAAGGAGAGCUGCCUCACACAUCCUACUCUCCACCAGGCUUGACUUCCCAUCUGACGAGUAAUCAUAGCAACUCAUUAAAGAAGUACUAGCACCUAGUGAUCUUAGAAACGGCGUCCCUCCCCUUUAAGGAGAUGGGCAGCAGGAAGCAGACGUACAGAAUCUGGGAUGUCUACCAGAAGAUUUUCUACAUGAGGAACAAGGAACUGGUGGCAGGCUACCUGCAGGGUCAAAACACUAACCUGGAAGAGAAAAUUGACAUGAUUUCCAUUGAGCCUCAUUCCGUACUCUUGGGGAUCCGAGAUGGAACCCUGUGUCUGGCCUGUGUCAAAACUGGAAAUACAGCCCAUCUCCGGCUGGAGGAGGUGGACAUCACAGACCUGGACAAAGAUAGAAAUAGGUCCAAACGUUUCACUUUUAUCAAGACUGAAAAUGGUUCCACCAGCAGCUUUGAGUCUGCUGCCUGUCCAGGCUGGUUCCUCUGCACCCAGAUGGAGGCUGAUCGGCCGGUAGGCCUUUCCAACACUCAAGAGGAGAAUGUCAUCACCAGAUUCUACUUCCAGAGGGAAUAGCUCCAAGAGGAUUGCCUAACUCCACUCCUACCCUAUACUGUUUCCAUUCCUUGCUAUCCUUCCCCAGCAAGGAAGACUUUCCCUACCACUGUGCCUAGAAAGCCCCAUCUUUUUUCCAUUGCUGGCCCUCUCAAGGUCGCAAUGUCACAGUGGGUACUGUCAUCUCUGAGCCAGCAGGUUGAGGAAUGAGCACUAGACUGGAGAUCAGGAGGCUUGGGGUCCUGCCUGGCCAUUUUUUGCUUAUGUGACUUUCAACAGGUGACUUCACUCUACUAAAUCUUAGUUGCACCAUCUAUAAAAUGACAGGGUUAAAGAAGUCUCUGGAAGCUCCAAAGUUUUUAUGGUUCUAAGCUAAGCUAGCAGUAUGUUACCUGAUUUUCCUUUCUCUGAUCUCAGGGUCCCCAAAAGUCCCUCGGGGAAAGCAAGCCCAUCCCACCAACAAAAAGGGCUCCGGGGAAACUGUAGGAGAUGCUAGAGGUUCAAAUGUGUGAAGUGGGCGUUAUUGUUUUUCUAUAUCUUGUGACCAACUACAUCAUGUUUCAAUAAAACCUUGAAAAAUAA